Molecule: messenger RNA, 1222 nt
Organism: Engraulis encrasicolus (European anchovy)
Lineage: Eukaryota; Metazoa; Chordata; Actinopteri; Clupeiformes; Engraulidae
Product: transmembrane 4 L6 family member 1
Exons: 6
Coding region: 340-945 (201 amino acids)
Cellular component (GO): membrane
Source: RefSeq, a predicted model, not a curated record
GGGGUGUUUCUGUGUCUCUGAGCGCCCGUAUAUAACCAGAGAAGUCUAUGGAGCUUCCUCAUGUCUCAUGUGGGCCUGACUGACUGACGAGGACGGAUAAAGUGCAGCACAGAUCACAUCAUAUCUCCUGCUUCCCCUUAGGAUUCAACUCUACUACUACCGCCAAGACUAAUCUACAUCUACAGUCUCAGCUGCAGCUGCGUCUAUAGCAAGUCAACCUGCAGAGGGAAAAACACUCAUAGUUGGUAAACACUAUCUACUCCAACCAUCCAUACAUACAUCCAUACAUUCAUCAUCCUGCCUUGCUGCUGUGUGUCUCAGUGGUUCCAGUAGUAAGCCAUGUGUGUGGCGCGGUGCUCACGUUGUUUGGGCUGGACCCUCGUUCCCAUGGCGACCAUUUGCAUGGUGGCCAACCUGCUGCUGCUGUUCCCGGACCUGAAGACCAAGUACCUGGUGGAGAGUCACCUGACCUCAGAGGCACGCUGGGCAACGGGAGUCUGGGCCUCCGGAGUAGUGAUCCUUGUGGCUGCCCGAGCGUUCAUCUCCAGUGGAAACAAGACGGGCUGCUGUGGAUUCCGGGCAGCGAUGGUGUGCCAGGCGGGCUACACCUGCGUUGCCGUGGCAGCAGCGGGGUUCUGUUUCCUCACCUGUGGCAAGGGGCUGGUGCAGGGGCCCCUUUGCCUCUACAACAGUACCCGGGGACCCACCUGGGGGACGCCAUUUUUCCCUGAUAACAGUAAGAGACUCUACGUCUACGAUCCGGAGCGCUGGGAUUCCGCCUGCAUUGAGCCACGGAAUGUUGUGUUGUGGAAUGUGUCCCUCUUCACCGUUCUCAUGACGAUCAGCGGCAUUCAAGCCAUCCUCUGCACCGUCAACAUCAUCAACUCUCUACUGGGCAUGCUCUGUGGACCUGGUUUCGGCAUAAACAAGGUCACACCAGCAUGAGGCAGCCCAGAGCAAGCGUUCCCACAGCAGUGAUCUCACAUCCUCCUCCCACUCCUGAGAAUAUUGCAUAUCCUCUCGUGACCAUGACUUCAUGGUAUUUUGAUAUUUUUAUCAGGUCUUCACAGGGAGCCGUAGCAUCUGAAGCCUCUUCUAGAUAAGCUUGUUGUAGUGUGUAAGAAUGUACUGUAUAGGACACAGAGUAAGGUUAUUGCUGUAAAGAAAAUAUUUACUAUUUUUCAUGUGUGGCUUGUUACGUGUGUCUGUCAGUAUGUACAGU